CACAACGGCAGCUUCCUGUUGGCCCAGACGCGCACAGUCCUUUACAUGGGUGUUGUAAGCGCCCGGCCUGAGACAGAUGGAGCCUGGUAGUUGGAGUGACACCGGCCACCGCUCCUCUGCCGGGGACAGCGCGCAGGGAUGGACGACGGAGUCCAAGGGGGCUGGUGUGGAGAAAAAGGGACCAUAUCUGAUGAGCAAGGGUCCUACCAUCCAGGCCAAGUUACAGAGGCAGCGAGACAUGGCACGGGCCACUCUCAGAAAGAAAGGAAUGCUUGGAGGAACAGGAAAAAUGAAGGCAGCACCUAAAAGGUCAGUAAAGUUUAACAGGGGAUAUGCAGCCCUCAGCCAGGCAUCUGACGAAACGCUAGUAUCCUUGGAGUCUGACAGUGAUGUAGAGUUGGAAUCUAGAUGCUCCUCUGGAUAUUCCUCAGCAGAGCAGGUCUCACAAGACCUUAACAGGCAACUUCUCCAGGACGGCUAUCGCUUAGAUGAGAUUCCAGAUGAUGAAGAUCUAGAUUUGAUUCCCCCCAAGCCUGUACGUUCAUUCCCCUGUUCAUGCUGCUUGGGGGAAUCUUGGGCGUGCUGCAUCCAGUGAUCAAAUAUGGGAAAAAUAUAUGUUGUCCCAACUUCUAUCCACUAGCUGCCACCUCAGCUUUCUCUAAUCUUGGGAGGUCACUGAUCAGGCAGUCUACAGAACUGACAUGUAUGGAUAGACGACCUACACCUGGCAUGUAUAGGCCCUCUUGAUACAGAACGCCUCUAUGAAAAGCCUGGCUUUGUUACAUGCACCUAAGAACACUAUUCAUGGCCAGAUACUUUAGCUUGAAGUAACAUAGAAGAAACUGCUAUAUACCUUGUGACAAUCAUUUCCAAAGAUGUUAUCUAUGGUGCUUUUAAAAUGGUACAAAGAAAGCUAACAGUGAUUCCAAAGAAGGGGGACAUCAGCAUUGAUGAACAUGAGUCUCAUGGGUUUGAUGCCCUUCUUGUAUUCUCAAUGGGACAGUCUGUUUGGCUGAUGCUAUGUACUACACCAUACUGUGUUAAUGCUCUGAUCUGUCCUCUGUUACAUCAUGGAAACAGGUCAUUCACUGAGUUACUGAAUACGGACAGUGGGAGUUGUGAUACAUUAAGUAAUGUUAAAGCGGAUGGGAUUCAGUUGAAGAAACUGAGAAAUUUGUCUAGCCAGAUCUUUCAUUGGUUCCUUCUGUUACAGUUUUAGGAAAUGUCCACAUCACAUUAUAUUGAGUAAGUGCAAGUAGGGUGGACGUGAAUGUUUACGUACUGUAAAGUAACACUUCCUUUACAAUGAAAUAGGCUUAUAAUGUAAGACGUUGAAGUGUUGCGUUUAUAUAUCUUUAGCAAGAAUGCUCUGCAAAACAAGCAAGAACUAACUUUAAGGCUGCGUGCACACGGUCGUGCUUGGUCCGGGCAACGGCAACAGUUCCUAGACCAACUAUGGCUCAUUUGAGCUGAACUAGCUGCAUCACACUGAAUGAUGCUGUGAGUUCCUGUCCAACUAUGGCUCUACUGUCCCGUACUCAAACGAUGCCUUGAGUUCUGCCCGACAGGGGGUCUACUGUCCUGUACUCGCAGCAUCAUUUGUGUAUGGGACAGUACACCAGUGAUUGAGCUGGAACUCACCGCAUCAUUGAUCACUACACUUUAGUGAGUUUAGCUCAGAUAUGCAGAGGUCAGUCCAGGAAAUUCGUCUGUCACACGGACCAAACAUUGCCAUGUGCAAGCGCUUACAGACACAAGUAACUCUAAUACAAAUGUUUAGCUGAAAAUAAGUAUCUUUAAUAAACUCUCUUUCUGUUUUA
Molecule: messenger RNA, 1820 nt
Organism: Bufo gargarizans (Asiatic toad)
Lineage: Eukaryota; Metazoa; Chordata; Amphibia; Anura; Bufonidae
Gene: FAM219B
Product: family with sequence similarity 219 member B
Exons: 6
Coding region: 77-595 (172 amino acids)
Source: RefSeq, a predicted model, not a curated record